CUCUCCAUCAUCCUAACCUGACAGUAACGCAGCGUGUCGUCCUGUAUAUGCGUCUCGUCUCUGCUCGACACACACACUCCAUCUCUCGUGUAAUCGGCAGAGAGGCCGGAGAGGAAGACCGCGUCAGCGGUGGUGAACCAUCCUCGCCUCCUCAUCUCCCACUGCUGCUACUGCACGCAGGUUCGGCCAUUCUAGCCCCAGACGCCCAGUGCCCUGUGCCCAGCGAACGUAUGGCUUGGCAAACAAUUUGGACAUCGGGCUCACGGACUCAUUGCAUAGCCAGUUACGGGCGCUGUUCAGCGUUCGAUUGCAUAACCGACAGCCGGGGUAUUAUUCCCAACGAAAGCGGCCCAUCACACGACCACAAAAGUGAAGCAGGCAAGGCAAAUCCGCAAGGCUACCUACUAUACACACUUCGGGGUUAUUGACCAGAGCUUCCGCAACCGGCUGCCCCGCAAGUGUCAAUGCCUUCAGUCGCAACUCAACAAGGGCACAAGACACGCAAAGGCAAGAUGCUGGACGAUAAUGAUCGUGCCAGCACCUCCGCAAGCGGCAUGCUCACAGGUGGCAGCAGCGGUAAAGGCCGGAGUGAUACCACUAGUGGCAACACAUACGGUGCUCAUGGUGAUGCGGGCCAGUCGAUGAGCGGAUCUACGACCAGAUCCAGCGCUUUCGAUUUGCCGCCCAUGCCGGUGCCUUAUGAAGACUUUCAAUUCUCGCUUGACCUGCCGGAGGAAGUAAGCUUCUCGGACAUCGAGCUGGUCCGCUCGCCGAACUUCAACGACCUGUUUGGCAUGAGUACCAAUCUCGCUGCUUUAAGUGACAACAGUAGCAGUAUGGGAAUGGAGAGCAGCGGCAGCAGCAGCGGAAGAGGUGGCAGCGCACAGGAUCCAAUGAGCGGCUACUCCUCGGCUGCCCCAUCAGCGCCUCCUUCCGCGCCGGUGAGCCAGGCGCCUUCCUACGUACGCGUGCCAGCCUCUAGACAUGGGGGCACAAGCGCAAACAGCGACAGGAAAGGCAAGGCGCCGCAGCAGCACACAGAGGGCGAGCGGGAAUAUGGCAAUCUAGCAGCUUUCCACCUCCGACCACCACCGCCGCCCGACUUUACCCCUCCGCCGGGUCCGUCACUGUUCUCGUUCGACAUCGGACAGGACAUGAUGCAAGAUGUCAGCAUAGAGCAGGGUGGGAGGGGUGCAGGCUCAGGUUCGGGCUCAGGCUCUGGGUCGCAGCCCGGACCCGGCUUAGGGACUGGCACUGGAACUGGCGAGGCGAAUGAUGCGAACAAUCUGUUCAACGCGCGGGAGAGCAACUUCCUCACGAGCUUCCUCGAAGGCUUUGACUGGGACUUCCAACCACUGCUUCCGGAAGGCAUGCCGUCCUUUGCAGAUGCCGAACGCGGCUCCUUCGCACUGGGCCUCGAGGGCUGUGGUUCUCCCACGAAAGCUGGCAGCACGCCUGGCGGUGGCGGCACGGCCACGCGCACACGGCUCGCCGCCGGGCGCAACAGCAGUGGGAGGAAAGGCGCACGCGGUCCCAGCGCGGUGCAGAGCCCCACUGAGGCGAGUGACGCGACGAGCCCCCGGGGCAGCGGAACGAGCGAAGCGACCGCUGUCGGGGAGCGGAGGUCCCCACGCGAUGACGCCGCGAGCCCAGCGGGCGCACCAGCAGCGGUAGAUCGGGAACAGGAUGGAGAGAGGGAAAGGAAAGACUUGACCCAGAAUCAACGCAAGCGGCGGACGACAGAGGCUUCUCGCGCGGCUGUCCGUGAAUGCAGCACCAACGGUGAUGCCCGCAGCAUGUUGAGCAGCAUCAUCCUGGAGGAUCCAGCUGCCGCCUCCACCGCGGCGAGCGGCCUCAUGCAUCCGCUCAUGGCGCAGUCACAAGCGGGGACGUACCCGCCACAGCACCCGCACGCGGCCAUCAUGCAGGCGGCAGAGAGCGGCAACUUCAGCAGCGCAUUCCCUUGGUUGCCUCCGGGGUCACUCACUAUGCCUCCUGCUAGCUUUGAUCUGCAGCAGGCGACGCCGCAGGCGCGGACGAGGACGUUCGAUCAGAUGAUGUCGGAAGAUGGGCAGCAGCAGCAGCAGCAACAGCAACAGCAGCUACUCGAGCGACAGCAGGCUCAGAAUCCGCACCCAAACCAUCAAAUGCUUCAGCACCACCCGCAGCAAAAAAUCUCUUCGCCUGCACCAGACGGCAGUGCUGCCGAGCCGGAAAAGAGGCAGCACCACAUCUUCUCCGAGCAGCGCCGGCGGACGAACAUCCGCGAGGGCUUCAAGGAGCUCGUCGAACUGCUCGAACUCGGACGCGUCUACGGCGCGCGUGGGCUCGGCCUCGCUUCCGGCGCAGGUACUGGCAUCGAAGAUGAGGGGCUCGACGACCGCUCCGACGAUGAGGAGGACGAGGAAGGCAGUGGCCUGCCGAAGCGCAAGAAGGGCAAGGCGCGCAACCGCAGGAGCGGAGGGCCUGCUACGCGCGGCAAAGGCAAAGGGCGCGGCAGAGGAGGCUCAGCAGGCGGAGGCGCUGGAAGCAAGAGCGCCGUGCUGUUCCAAGCGGUCGAUCUCUUGCGCUGGCUUCAUGGCCGAAAUCAGGUGAUCGAAGAACAGUGUGACAAGAUCGAAGCGCUGCUACCUGGCCCGAAAAAGUCGGAUGCCGCGAUGCAAAUGUAGCAUUUCUCUCCAUUUCAUCAAUUCGCUUACGAGCCAUCUCGGCUUUACAUGCAACGCCUCCCAGUACAGCAUGUCUAUAUGCUUCGCAAGCAGGCGGCGGCAUCUACCACUUUUGCCAGGGCGAGAAGCGUUUCCUCCUGCAGCCGUCGGCCGAUCAAUUGGAUAGCGACGGGUGAUCCGU
Messenger RNA from Tilletiaria anomala UBC 951, 2850 nucleotides. RefSeq lists its product as uncharacterized. The transcript has 2 exons. Lineage: Eukaryota; Fungi; Basidiomycota; Exobasidiomycetes; Georgefischeriales; Tilletiariaceae. The record is from RefSeq and is a predicted model, not a curated record. Bases 465 to 2669 code for a protein of 734 amino acids. Gene Ontology annotation, molecular function: protein dimerization activity; RNA polymerase II cis-regulatory region sequence-specific DNA binding; DNA-binding transcription factor activity, RNA polymerase II-specific. Gene Ontology annotation, biological process: regulation of transcription by RNA polymerase II.